Molecule: messenger RNA, 4600 nt
Organism: Odocoileus virginianus texanus
Lineage: Eukaryota; Metazoa; Chordata; Mammalia; Artiodactyla; Cervidae
Gene: GOPC
Product: golgi associated PDZ and coiled-coil motif containing
Biological process (GO): negative regulation of protein localization to cell surface
Cellular component (GO): Golgi apparatus; membrane; trans-Golgi network transport vesicle
Molecular function (GO): transmembrane transporter binding
Source: RefSeq, a predicted model, not a curated record
GCAUGCGCGGCGGGGGCGGGCCGAGAGGUGGGACGGCCCGCGUCUUCCGUGUGCCACCGCCGCCGCCUCUGCUCUGCUGCUUUUGCCCUUCUGGGGCUGCGUAGCCGGCGUUAGCCACGCGAGGGGAAGAGAGGGGACAGACGGAGCGUGCGUGCGCGGGGCUUCCCGCGGUCCCAGCAGUUCCUCUCGCGGGGUGGACGACGGGGUCAGCAGCAGUCGGGGGAGGCCCUAGACGGCGCCAUGUCGGCGGGCGGUCCAUGCCCGGCAGGGGCCGGAGGGGGCUCAGGGGGAGCCUCUUGCGCCGUGGGGGUCUCCCCUGGCGGGGUAUCUAUGUUCCGAUGGCUGGAGGUACUGGAGAAGGAGUUCGACAAGGCCUUCGUGGACGUGGAUCUGCUCUUGGGCGAGAUUGAUCCGGACCAGGCGGACAUCACUUAUGAGGGGAGACAGAAGAUGACCAGCCUGAGCUCCUGCUUUGCGCAGCUUUGCCACAAAGCCCAGACUGUGUCCCAAAUCAACCACAAGCUAGAGGCACAGUUGGUGGAUCUGAAAUCUGAACUGACAGAGACCCAAGCAGAGAAAGUUGUAUUGGAGAAAGAAGUACAUGAUCAACUUUUACAGUUGCACUCUAUUCAGCUUCAGCUUCAUGCUAAAACUGGCCAAAGUGUUGACUCUGGUACCAUUAAGGCAAGAUUGUCUGUCCCCUCUGUGGAGGAGCUGGAGAGAGAGCUUGAAGCAAACAAAAAAGAGAAAAUGAAAGAAGCUCAACUUGAAGCUGAAGUGAAGUUAUUGAGAAAAGAGAAUGAAGCCCUUCGCAGACAUAUAGCUGUUCUCCAGGCUGAAGUUUAUGGGGCAAGACUGGCUGCCAAGUAUUUGGAUAAGGAACUGGCAGGAAGAGUCCAACAAAUACAGCUACUUGGACGAGAUAUGAAGGGACCUGCUCAUGAUAAGCUUUGGAACCAGCUGGAAGCUGAAAUACAUUUGCAUCGUCACAAAACUGUUAUCAGAGCCUGUCGAGGACGCAAUGACCUGAAGCGACCGAUGCAUGCUCCCCCAGGCCACGAUCAAGACUCUUUAAAGAAAAGCCAAGGUGUUGGUCCAAUUAGAAAAGUUCUCCUCCUUAAGGAAGAUCAUGAAGGCCUUGGCAUUUCAAUUACAGGUGGAAAGGAACAUGGUGUUCCAAUCCUCAUUUCUGAGAUCCAUCCAGGGCAGCCUGCUGAUAGAUGUGGAGGGCUGCACGUUGGAGAUGCUAUUCUGGCUGUUAAUGGAGUUAACCUACGGGACACAAAGCAUAAAGAAGCUGUAACCAUUCUUUCCCAGCAGAGAGGAGAGAUUGAAUUUGAAGUAGUUUACGUGGCUCCUGAAGUGGAUUCUGAUGAUGAAAAUGUAGAGUAUGAAGAUGAGAGUGGACAUCGUUACCGUUUGUACCUUGAUGAGUUAGAGGGAAGUAGUAAUCCUGGUGCUAGUUGUAAAGACACAAGUGGGGAAGUCAAAAUGUUACAAGGAUUUAAUAAGAAGGCAGUUACUGAUGGACACGAAAAUGGAGACCUAGGAGCUUCAAGUGAAACUCCUAUAGAAGACAGUGCUUCUAAAUUAGAUGAUCUACACAGUCUGUAUCAUAAAAAGUCUUAUUAAAUUGACUGUAUCUGCAGACAAGAUUGUUAAUCAGACUAUUCUGAAUUUGGGGCACUAGGGAAGAUGGUGACAAAGACUAUACAAGAUUUAAGGAGGCUGUUUAUUGCCUAAAUGAAAGGCGGGUACCUCAGGGCUUCAUGUGAACAAUUCUAAAUGCAUAAAACUCCCUGUUUUCUGUGGUAUACCAUAAUUAGCUAUUGCAUGAAAAGCAAUUUUGAUUUUCUUCAAAUUAUAAAGUACCAAAGCAUGUGUUUCCCAAAAGGAUAGUGUUAGGCUCUUAAGUACCAAAUGAAGCACUACUGUUUUAUUUGAUUCCUUUUCCAUUUAGUAGAAGGACAAUGCUAACUGGAUUUUUUUUUUUUUUUAAGGAAUAGCCUUUAAAUAUAAGAGAAUAAAUGAAUUCAUAUCGUAUGUUCCAGAAUGUUAAGUGUGAUGUUUCAAAGGACAGAACUUGACUCAGUGAAUUGCAGAAAUAUAGGCUUGACUUAAAUUUGUUUUUUAACUGAAAGAAUGGUUUUAGUGUUUUUUUAAAAUUUAAUGUGCUUCCUGAUGUCUAAAUCAGUUCUUAAUGAUCAUUUAUUAUAAUGAGUUUGCUUUUCAAUGUUAUUUAUGCAGUACAGAAUAGUUUUCUUUAAGCAAUCCUGUAUCAAUCAAUGCUGCACUAGAAAUAGUUUCAGUUAUUGUACUUUUCAGGUUUUUUAAAAGAAAUGCCGAUGAGUGUGAAAUAUCUGUUCUCAAUUAUGUUGAUUUGUCUGCGCGGUAUUGGAGCAUUACGUUAUUGUUUAGUCACAAAUGCUUUUUUUCUGGAAUCCACAAAAGACAGUUUUAUACAUUUUGAGUUGUUCAUAAUGUUUGUAUUGUGAUAUUCCUAGCACUUAAAGGUACAUUUUUUUCCUGGCAGUAAAACUCAAAUUUAUUACUAUGUCAAUGAGAUACAUUUAAUUCAAACAGCAGUUUUCUCUCAAAGCAUUGAUAACUAACUGAUUUGCCAAUAAUCUAUAAAUCUGAGGCACUGGUGGUGGGCAGGAUAAAGUGAACAUGUUUUGAUAUGAUAAUUUUUUGGUUGGCUUUUCAGUGUUAAAUUUGACUAAAGUGCUUUUCAUACGCAAACUAGAUUUGCUACUUCUCUUAUCCCAGGAAUAAGCUCGGAGUGCCUGCUCUCGUACGUGCUGUUCCGCAGGCCACUGUACCCUGCAAGGAAAAGUGAAAAACAUUGCAUUUGAAGAGAUGAUAGUUUUGCCAAUAUCAUUGUUUUAAAGAAUACACAUUUAAGGGAAUAUAAGUUGGGAGAAGGCUUUUAGAGUAUUAUCAGUAUCUCAUUUCUAAUAUUCAGAUGUUAUGUGAUAUAAAACACAUUCUCUUGUCUUUCCUAGAUGCACUAUAUGUUUGUUCAUAGGUAAAUCUAUAAAAUGUAUAUACUUUAUUUGGUGGUUUUGCUAUUUAUAAAUUUUAUGUUUCAACUGUUACUCAUUUAUUGUUUUGGUAGUUUUGUUCAUCUGUAUAUCACCAUGUUAAUUUGUAAUAGGAAAUGCACUUCAUAGUAUAUGUGGUUACUGAUACUAAAAUACCUUUUAGCAUAAUAUUGCCUCUGAGCAAAAACUAGUAUUUAGUUGUGCAACUGAAUAAGGAAGCCACAUGUUACUGUUUGCUCCUGACAGGCUAGGACUGUUAAAAGAAAAAUGCUUCCUCCUUAUGCGUUUCCCCUACUCUAUCUAGCACAUACCCCCAUGCAUGAUGUGAGAUCUAUAAACUGGAUUUUAACCAGUGUAUUCGCUCAGUCAAAAAAAAUUUCCAUUGCCACAUAUCUGAAAGCCUUUUUGUUGUGACUUGAAACUAUGUUAUUCUUAUCUUUUUAAAGCACCAUCUAGGAUGGGAAGGCCUUGGCAGUUUUUCAGAGAGUAUCUUUUAUCUACUAAGGCCGAAUCCUUAGGAAAUAUUAACCAAAGCCUUUUGAUUUUCAAGGACUAAUAUGUCUAUAAAGAGUUUUUUUAAGAGCCUUGAGUUGGCAUUUCUAUGAGGACGCUGUGUAAUGUAAAGGAUUGUAUGAGAUGGUUAUGAUAGAAACUCCCUUCUUGGGCUGAUAAGCAAAGUGAAAAAUGUUCCAGUUAGUUUAAAAUUACAGAGGUCAGUUCCCAUUUCAUUCCUGCUUCACCUUGGUUUGCAGCCCAUGUGAGAGCACUGUUGCUCAGGGAUUACUAUGAGAUUCCCAUCUGGUGUUUAGAAAGUACUUGGUUAAAAGUUCCUUUUAGAAUAUAUGGUCUUUGGGAGAUGAACUGAGAAUUACAGACUCUUUCCAGAGGUCUAAAUGAGAAGCAGUUUUUAUGUUUUCAGAUUUGUAAGAAAGAAACUUUAUUUCCAGGACAAAACCAGAUAAGGAGAGAACUGUUGCAAAGCCAUUACAAUUAAAAAGGAAAAAAGAAAAGUAUACAGAUGCACACACAAACAGAAUAGCUGAGAAAAAAUUUCAAGAGUAUGAGGGUUGUAUGUAUGUGUGUAUAUAUUAACUUCUACAGUUCUAAGUGUCUGUGACUUUGAUGGCAAAGCGCGUUUGGGUUGUGAGACUUUAAAAUAGAUUGAAAAGAGAUGAAAAUUUUGAGAUCCUUGGUAAUAUAAACAAAUGGUUUUUGCUGACUUAACAGUUGUCAAAAGUUAGCUCAGCAUUUCUUUGGUGCUGGUUCUAUCCCCCCCCCCCCCCCCGCCGUAGACUUUGUUUUCAUGUUUAGAAACAAAAUAUAUUGAUUCAUGUGUAAGUUGCCUAUUUCUGAUGUCCUUAUUAUGUAAUGCACUAUCCCAGCUACCCAGUUUUCUGUGUAGGGUUGGCCUCAAAUCUAUAGGAUUUUUGACAAAUGUAUCAUAUCUAGUUGCGUUGAGUUUUAGUAUUUUUUUAUUAGCCUGUAAAUAAAGAUGGCAUCUCUCCUAUAAUGAAAUGGUAUUAAUCUCAUUUAAAAAUAAACAUUUUACAAGUCUU